GCCCGCAGAAGGUGGGCGGGGCGAAUGCAAAUCUUCCACGACUGUCACUAGUGAUGUUGGGUGCGGUUGGUUCAUGCUGAGCAGCCGGCGAGAAGAUUGAGACUAAACAGGGUGCGUCUUCUGUUCUUCUUCAAAUCCGAAUAACUACAAACCAGCUUGUAAUUCACAGAGAGCCGAUCUGAUCACAUACUAGGGAUCGAAAUGUUAGACACAAGCAGCACCCAGUUUGACUCCUUCCUGUUUUGGAGGCAGCCCAUCCCAUCACUGGACCUGUCAGAGCUGGAAGACCUUGGCAUUUCUACACCCAAGUCCAAGGAGGCAAAGUCGACCAAGAGCUCCCAAAAACCCCUGGGACAGGAGGAGGAAGAUGAUUUGGAGCUGUUGAAGUACUCCGCCUUCAACUACUGGAAAGAGCCCGUCGCUGGUAUCGAUACCUUGGAUUUCAGCCUGCUGGUAUAAGACACUGCAAUGCAAUUCUCAGUUCCUGCCCAAAUCUGUCUUUAAUUCCACUGUGCUUGCACCGAUUCUCUACUCCAUUCUGAUGUUGAUGAAUACAAGAGUCAUGUAUCAUGCCUUUCUUGUUAAACCGUGUCAGUAAACUGUGAUAACUGGCUUCUUGUUUGAUUAAACUAGUAAGGCAUUACUGAAAAUGGAUGUAUUAGUUACACUAUUUAGUAUCUCACUGCCCUGUAGACUAUAUAUGUGACUGAUCAAUUGGCCAUGAAAUAAGUUUAAGAUAUCUAGAUCAUAAUCUGCCAAAUUCACUUCAAGGCAAGGAGAUUUAGAACAAAUUAGAAAUCUAAAACUGUAUAAUAUUAUUGUCUGCCAAAUGAUUUGUAAUAUUAAUGCAUACAGUCAUUUAUUAGUUUAAACUGGAAUCUCACUUAAAAGGGUUUUUGUAUUGAACAGCUGUCCAUGUUAAAAUACACAGCUAAUGCUUUUCACUGUUUUUCCCCAUUAUGUUUGAUGACAAAUGUCAGAUGCCAAUUAAAAUGAGCUUGCUGCUAAA
Messenger RNA from Sinocyclocheilus rhinocerous, 1009 nucleotides. Its product is annotated as protein AF1q-like. The record is from RefSeq and is a predicted model, not a curated record. Gene Ontology annotation, cellular component: cytosol; nucleoplasm. The transcript has 2 exons. Gene Ontology annotation, biological process: positive regulation of mitochondrial depolarization; apoptotic signaling pathway; positive regulation of DNA-templated transcription. NCBI's taxonomy places the organism in Eukaryota, Metazoa, Chordata, Actinopteri, Cypriniformes, Cyprinidae. The coding region runs from base 202 to 459 and encodes 85 amino acids.